This is a messenger RNA of Brassicogethes aeneus, 3581 nucleotides long. The record is from the annotation of a GenBank genome assembly. NCBI's taxonomy places the organism in Eukaryota, Metazoa, Arthropoda, Insecta, Coleoptera, Nitidulidae.
GUUGGACCACCCUGUAUGUAUAUUUCUAGAUUUUUAUGUAUAUUUCUAGCUUUUUCAAUUUGGCAACAGUGGAGAAAUCAUAGAAAAAGGACAAAUAUUUUGAGUCAAAGUUUUUGACAGGAGUAAAUUAAAUUUCAAACAAAUAUUCUCAAUUUCGAUUUAAAAUUACUGCCUGUCAACCACUCCAGUGAAUAUUUUUACUUUUUAUAAUAUGCCCACAUUUAUUGUAACUAUUUGAAUCAUUUUAAUUCAAUUCGUAUGUUUCUAACCUCAACCUUUACUAAAUUACACAUGUUUGUAAUUCAUUUUUUAUAUGAUUUUGGAAUAACAUCGUCAAAAUGGACAUGUAAUGUCCUUGGUUUGUAGAUUUAAUCAAGUCUAUCAAAGAAGUGUCAUUGGUUUAAAUAAGUUCCUAAAAAAUAUAUCGAGUAUUAAGUAUUCCACAAACAUUACAAUGGAAUCAAAAUUUGAAGUGUUAAAAACUCCCAUUAAGAGCUUUAGCGACAAGAAAGAAUACAAAGUUAUUAAAUUGGAAAAUGGUUUGAUCGCAUGCUUAGUCUCCGAUAACAGUCCCAUUGAUCCGGAAGAAAAUGAGGCUUCUGAUGUUGAAAUGGAGAGUGAAACUGAAUCUGAACAAAGUGAGAGUGAAUCAGAUGUAAAUACUGAAUCUGAUAAUGAAGGGACCAGCAGUGGACCUGAACAAAAAUUGGCUGCAGCUGCACUGUGUAUAGGGGUGGGUAGUUUUUAUGACCCAAAUGAGGUUCCUGGAAUGGCUCAUUUUUUGGAACAUAUGGUUUUCAUGGGAAGUGAAAAAUUUCCAAAAGAAAAUGAUUUUGAUUCAUUUAUUCAAAAAAGUGGAGGGUCUGACAACGCAUCAACAGAUGCAGAAACAACAUGCUUUUACUUUGAGACCCUUGAAAAAAAUUUGCUCGCCGCCUUGGAUAAGUUUUCCCAAUUUUUCAUUUCUCCUUUAAUGAAAAAAGAGGCAAUGUCUAGAGAACGAGAAGCCAUAGAAUCUGAGUUUCAGAUGGCCUUACCGUCGGACUCUAGCAGAAAGGAACAACUAUUUUGCUCAAUGGCUAAAGAAGGUUGCCCCGUGAAUUCAUUCUCUUGGGGAAAUUUAAUUACUUUAAGGGACAACAUUUCGGACGACAAAUUGUAUGCCGGGGUGCAUGAGUUUAGAAAGCUGCACUAUUCUGCGCAUAGGAUGACGCUAGCUAUACAGGCUAGGCUUCCAAUGGAAACUCUGCAACAAUAUGUUCUGGAUUGUUUUUCUAACGUUCCCAACAACACACUAUCUAAACCUGAUUUGUUAAAGAAUUGUAGUGGCCUAUUUGAUACUCCACAAUUUAAAAGAAUGUAUUAUGUUCAGCCUUCUAAAGAUUUGUGCCAGGUGGACUUAACAUGGGCUUUGCCCUCUCUUCUUGAAAAAUAUAAAUCUAAACCUCAACAUUACAUAUCCACCCUAAUGGGGGAUGAAGGAAAAGGAAGUCUUCUAUCCUAUCUAAGAAAAAAAGUCUGGGUUUUGGGCACAUCCAUUGGAAAUGGAGGCUCAGGUAUCGAACACAAUUCAGUCUAUUCAUUGUUUACAGUCUCUUUGGUGAUGACUGAUGAAGGAUUGGAGCAUUUAAAUGAGGUUAUUGAAGUAGUGUUUUCCUACAUAAACUUGCUAAAAAAAAUCGGUCCUCUAGAAAGAGUAUUCAGUGAAAUGCAAAUAAUUGCGGAUACAGCAUUUAAGUUUUCUUCUGAAGUAUCUGCUUCAGAUUUGGUUGAAUCAUUGUGCGAGAGUAUGCAGACUUAUCCACCAGAACAUUAUAUAAGUGGAUCUGAUUUAUAUAUGGAAUAUGAUGCAGAAGGUAUCAAACAAAUUUUGAACCACCUUAGGCCUGAUAAUAUGAAUGUUAUAGUUAUGUCCAAAAAAUUCAAAAAUGACUUAUUUUUGGAUAAGCAGGAAAAAUGGUUCGGUACCAAAUAUACCGACAAAGAGAUUCCCAGUGAUGCGAUGAAGAUGUGGUCAAAUCCAAGGGUCAUAGAAGAACUCAGCUUACCGGAACCUAAUAAAUAUUUGACUACCGAUUUUUCAAUAUUGCCAAAUUUAGAUAAUAAUCCAAGUUACCCAGUGAACAUUUUAAAAACGCCUUCAGCUGAGGUUUGGUACAGAAAAGACGACAAAUUUAAUUUACCCAGAAGUUUUUAUUAUUUCUAUUUUAUCAGUCCUUUAAGUCUGAAAUCAGCUGCUUGCACUGCAAUGUUGGAUAUGUUACACAAUUUACUGGACAUCGAUGUUACAGAAGAACUUUACCCAGCUGUAACUGCCGAUUUAUCCUAUAAAUUUAGUUAUUACGAAAAAGGGUUGUUACUUAAAGUUUUAGGGUAUAAUGAGAAACUGCCAGUAUUAUUAAAUGUACUAUUUACUCAUAUGAGAGAUAUAUCUAAAAAUAUAAAACCUGAUAUGUUUUCAGCUGUAAAUAGGAAAAUGAUUAAUAAUAACUAUAAUAAAUUAAUUAAACCAUCCAAUCUAGCAAAAGACAUGCGUCUUAAUUUAUUGGUAGACAACACUUUUGGGCCAGUGGAAAGAUACGUGGCGUCUGAAAAUCUAAAUUACGACGAUAUGAUCAAAUUUGCAGAGGAUUUUUUCCAUAAACUUCACGUUAAGGUUUUAGUACAGGGCAACGUUUCUGAAGAAAAGGCCAAGGAAACUGUGCAAAAAUGCAUUUCGACACUUUGCUAUGAACCUUUGAAAGAAGAUGAAAUACCUUGUUUUAGUGUGAUUGAAAUUCCAAAAGGAGAACAUUGUUGUAGAAUUGAGAGUUUUAAUAAAAACGAUUCAAAUUCGAUAAUAACGAAUUAUUAUCAAUCUGGACCUUUAACAAUUAAGGAUAAUGUGAUAUUGGAAAUUAUUUUGUUAAUAGCUGAAGAGCCUUUAUUCGAUAUGCUGCGCACCAAGGAGCAGCUAGGCUACCACGUCGGUAUAACCGUCAGGGAUACCUUCGGUAUACUCGGUUAUACCAUAACAGUAAACGGUCAGGCAACCAAACACACCACGGAGCACAUCGACAGUCGUAUAGAGGCAUUUAUCAAACAUACCCGCAAACUGCUUAAGAAACUAUCGAAAAGCGAGUUGGAACACACUAAAAAUACUUUAAAGAAAAUGAAGCAAACCGUCGAUGUGGAUUUGAAGGAGGAAGUCGACAGAAAUUGGAGCGAGAUUAUAGAUAACGAAUACGUUUUCGAUAGGUUGCAGCAAGAGGUUAACGCUAUAAGUACUAUUACUUUGAAUGAUUUGAAGGAUUGGUGGGAUAAACAUAAUAUGGGGACCAGUUCUUUCAAGAAAAUAAGCAUACAGGUUGUUGGUCAUAACCCUAAGGAUAAUGUAGAUAAAUAUUCAAAAGGUGGAGCCGGUGAAAAUAUUAUAUCUGCGCUAAAUCUUGUGGGGACAAGUAACGGUAUCAAAAUCGGUAACAAAAAAAGCGAUUAUUUUAUUACUGACAUCAAUAAAUUUAAAAAAGAAGCCCAAAAGUUUCCGGUAAGGAAAGACUGUAGAUAAUGUAAAAAUGAAAAAUAUAAAGAAAUAAAACUUU